GUACAAAAAUGAGAGAGUUGAAAGCUACAAGACUUGGUGUUGAAGACCACAUAAACCAUAACAAAAGCAAUUCCCUUAAGGUUCCAAUGGAGGUCAGUGGUUGGUUGGAAGAAGUAGGAAAUAUUGAAGAACAAGUACUGGAAACCAUUCCUAGUGAUGUCGGCAGUUGCUUCAAUCUCAAGGAUAGGCAUAAGCUAGGAAGGAAAGCCUUUAAGAUCACUCAGGAUAUCGACCGUCUCAAAGAAGAAAAGUCUAGGAUUGAUUGGACUGAUCAUCCAAUUCCUCUUGCAAAAGUUGAUUCCAUGAAGCUUUCAACCUCUACACCAUCAAGUUAUCACAAUGACUUCAAAUCAAGAGAGCCGACGUUUAUGGAAGCACUUAAAGCCCUCCAACCAGACAACAAAACCCACAUGAUAGCUUUAUGUGGGAUGGGGGGAGUCGGGAAGACCAUAAUGGUGCAAAAGCUAAAGAAAGUUGUAAGUGAAAAAAAGUUGUUUGAUUUUAUUAUUGAGGUUGUUAUAGGGGAAAAGAUGGAGGUGCUUCUAAUUCAGCAAGCUAUAGCAGACUUCCUGAGUUUAGAUCUAAAAGAAACCACUACACCAGCUAGAGCUAUUAAGCUUCGUAAAAGUUUCGAGGCCCGCUCUGAUGGUGGUAAAAAGAAGUUUCUAAUACUACUAGAUGAUGUAUGGCAGUUCGUUGAUCUGAAUGAUAUCGGGUUAAGUCCAUUGCCAAAUCAAGGUAUCRAUUUUAAGGUAUUAUUGACAUCACGAGACCGAGGUGUUUGUACUACGAUGGGAGUUGAACUUGAUUCAAUUCUCAAUGUGAAAGUCAUAGAGAACUCAGAAGCAYAUAAUUUCUUUCUCCAAUUUGUAAAGGKUUCCGAUGAUGAUGAUCUCGAUAUUGAGCUCCGUGAGAUAGGAGAAGAUAUUGCAAAUAGAUGUCACGGUCUGCCCAUUGCCAUCAAAACCAUAGCCCGUACUCUUAAAGGUAAAAGCAAGCAUGUGUGGGAAGAUACAUGUUCUAGAAUAGAGAACAAAGAUGUUGAUGAAGCCGUGCAUCAAGUCUUUGAGAUAAGCUACAGAAAUCUCCAUGAUGAAGAGACUAGAUCAACUUUGUUGUUGUGUUGUUUGUUUCCCGAAGAUUUUGAUACCCCUGUGGAGGACUUAGUGAGGUACGGUUGGGGCUUGAAAAUAUUUAACAAAGUGGAUACUAUAAGAAAAGCAAGAAACAGGUUGAACACAUGCAUUGAGCGACUCAUACAUGCAAAUUUGUUGAUUCAAAGUGAGGAAGUUGGUUGUGUCAAGAUGCACGAUCUAGUGCGUGCUUUUGUUUUAGACAUGUGUUCUGAAGGCGAACAUGCUUCUGUUGUCGGUGAUAUGUCAAAGUGGCCUGCCAAACGAGUGAGCGAGUUUUGCAAAAGAAUUUCAAUAACAUGCACAGGAAUGUCUGAGUUUCCUAGAGAUCGUAAAUAUCCAAACCUUUUGUUAUUGAAUCUUAUGAAUGGAGAGAAGUCGUUUCCUGAAGACUUUUAUCAAGAAAUGGAGAAACUUGAAGUAAUAGCGUAUGAAAGAAUGACGUAUCCAUUGAUUCCCAUAUCACAAUACUCGAGAAAUCUUCGAAUGCUAUGUAUCCAUGAAUGCCCAUUUAUGUUUGAUUGCUCUCCUGUUGGUGAUCUUUUGAACUUGGAAUUGCUUAGUUUUACCGCUUGCAAAAUAGAAAAGUUACCAUCCACACUUGGAAAUUUGAAGGAGCUAAAGUUACUUAAUUUGACAGGUUGUAGUAAUCUUUGUAUUGACGAUGGUGUCUUGAAAAGUUUGGUCAAACUUGAAGAGCUUUAUAUGGAAGGGGUUAGACGACAUGCCGAUGGUGAUGAAUUAGUAGAGUGUUCAAAAAACCUUGAUGCAAUAGAAAUUGAGUUUUUUGGUGACAAUGCUUUGCCAAAGAAUAUGUCAUUUGGGAAACUUGAAAGAUUCAAGAUCUCUUUGGGAUGCUCUUUAAAAGACCAUCAUCACCAAAUCAAACACUCAUUCGAAAACACAUUGUGUUUGGUGACCAACAAAUGUGAACUUUUGGAUUUUAGGGUGAAUGAUUUGUUUGGAAAAACAAAGGUGCUUCACUUACAAGUGGAUGGUAUAAAUGAUCUUGGAGAUUGUUUAGGGGAAUCCUUGCAUCAUUUUCGAUGCCCAUUUUUCAGUUUAAGAGUCCUUCAAAUUUUUGAGUGUGAACAUUUGAGAUACCUCUUCACAGUCCAUGUGGCAAAUGGUCUGAAGCAGCUUGAGCACCUCAAAAUUAUCGAGUGCCCUGCUUUAGAAACACUUAUAGAUGAUGAGAAUUGUGAUGUUGAGGUCACUAAAUUUCCAUCUCUAAAGUUUCUAUAUUUGAGUAAUCUACCAACGCUAAUGAGUUUGUGCAAGCUGGGUGGCAGCAUAAUUGAGUUCCCACAACUGGAACGACUGGUACUUGAGAACCUUCCAAAUUUCACUAGCAUUUAUCAAGAUUUUCUAAAGAAAGAGGUUAUGAGUUCUAAGUUGAAGGAUUUGACAAUUAUGGAGAUGGAGAAGUUGACGGAGAUAUGGCCAAGUCAAUAUUUGAGUAGUAAUGAGGUUAGUCAAUUGAGAGAGAUUCAAGUGAAAGAAUGUGAUAGUCUUGUGAACUUGUUUCCAAGCAAUCCAAUGUCGUUGUUGUAUCAUCUAGAAAAACUUGAAGUUUUCAAUUGUGGUUCCAUUGAUGUGUUAUUCAACAUUGAUAUGGGAUCAUGUGUUGAUGAAAUUGAGCAAGGGAACAACAACUUGAGAUCUAUUACAGCAAUUGGAUUAAGGAAACUUAGAGAGGUUUGGAGGGUGAAAGGAGUAGUCAACUCUAGUCUCCCCAUUCUUGGCUUUCAAAGUGUAGAAUGCAUAGAGAUAAUAAGAUGCAAGAGGUUAAGACAUGUAUUCACACCUACUACCUCAAACUUUGACAUGAGGGCACUUAAGAAGAUUACUAUAGAUGACAUUGAUGGGUGGGGAGAAAAUAAAAGCAUCAAUGAAGAGAUUAAUGUUACAACCAAUCAAGAGAUAUCAGAAGUGGAUGAUGAUAUUCAUAAUGUUGCAUUCCCAUCUUAUCUCAUGCAUAAUUUGCAUCAACUUCAUACGCUUAAGUUAGAUUCUUUUGAAGGGGUGGAGGUAGUGUUUAAGAUAGAGAGUUCAAGUUGUAGAAAGUUGGCAACAACUCAGAAUAAUCAACAACCGGAACUACUCCCGCACCUCAAGAAUCUGAAAUUAAUCGGUCUGAAGAGGAUGAUCCAUGUAUGGAAGUACGAUUGGAACCAAUUCUUAGUUUCUCAACAAGAACCGAAAUCUUCUUCAUUCGUCAAUAUCACGAGCAUAACCCUUAGUUCAUGUGGCCGUGUAAAGUACUUAUUCUCUCCUCUCAUGGCCAAACUUCUAUCCAACUUAAUUAGCAUCAGAAUAAAGUCGUGUGAUGCUAUGGAAGAGGUUGUUUCUAACAUAGACGAUGAAUAUGAAGGAAUGGCUACAUCUAUAUCUUGCCACACAAAUACCACUUUCUUCCCGCAUUUAGACAAUCUCAACCUUGGUUAUUUACCAUGUCUAAAGCGUAUCAAUGGUGUUGGUAACAAGUGCGGGGGAAAGAAACUCAUGACUUGCAUUGUUAGUGCUUCUUCUGUUUAUGAUAAAUUCCAGUGUUAUCAAGUUGGUGGAGCAUAUUGGUCCUCUUGCCAAUACGCAAAAAAAAUUGAUAUACGGGAAUGUGAUGCCUUGUUAACUCUGAUUCCAUCCCAAGCGGUUGGACAUAUGCCAAAGCUUGAAGUGUUGAAGAUAACAUCGUGCGAAUCAAUGAGGGAGAUAUUUGAAACUGAAGGGGUCAACGAGGAUGUUGGUGACAAUGCUAAUAUUGGUGAAGGAAGUGGUGAUACGGGUGCAAUCCCAACACCGAUAAAUAUGACUUCACUUGAAUUGCCCAACCUAAAAACCUUGUAUAUUGUAGGAUGCCACAGUUUGAAAUAUAUAUUCCCAACUUCUGUACUUGAGAGCCUUAAGAAACUCCAAAAGUUGAAGAUAAGUUAUUGCUCUGCAAUACAAGUGAUUGUGAAGCAAGAAGUCAAUGGAGAGCACAUAAUAGGAUUGGAAGAUGUGGUCUUCCCUCGUCUUACGACCCUUAAACUAGUUGGUUUACCAAAUCUCAAGGGGUUCUUCUUGGGGAAGAAUGACUUCCAGUGGCCAUUAUUGGAUAAGGUUGAGAUCUACGGUUGUCCGCAAAUGAUGAUUUUCACAUCUGGUCGCUCGAUGGCUUCGAAACUAGAAUACAUACAUACAGGUGUAGGCAAACAUAGUCUUGAAUGUGGCCUCAACUUUGAUUGGACCAAUGCACCACAUGAGGGUCAACUCUAUAGGUCAAGUUCCUGCUUGACUGCUGCAGAUAUAGUAGAGUUACUUCAAUUCCCUUGGUCUUUUUCCAACUUAGUCGAAGUAGAUGUAGGUGUUUUUGACGUGGCUUCAAGUAAAGCAAUAUUUCCAAGCAAUGAGUUGUUUAACGUAGAAAAUGUUGGAGAUAUUGAAGAAGCGGAAAAGGUAUUUGAAGUAGUAGAAGGGACAAAUGAUGAAACACAAUCUGCAGAUGAUGUGAUACUAAUUUCCAAGAAAAAACAAGUUAUAUGGAAGAGUAAUUGGUGGAUACCAUCCAAACUUUCAAACCUCACAAGGGUAUCACUUGUAUAUUGUCAAAAGCUGGAACAUGUUUUCUCUCAUGGCAUGGCUGCUAGUUUAGUCCAACUGCAACACCUAAAUAUAGAUUCAUGCCUCAAUUUGAAGGUAAUUGUGGAGGCAGUGCGAGAUUCCACUAACGAGGUGGUUUCCUUCCCUUGUCUAAAAUUCUUACAACUUUCUCUUCUUUACGAAUUGGAGGGAUUUUGCUUGGGAAAUGAUCAGGCUUUUCAAUGGCCAUCAUUAGAUACUUUGAUAAUAAAUAGAUGUCCAAGAAUGACAGUUUUCACCAAGGGACAGUCUACUACUCCAAAGCUAGAGGUAAUAAGAACAAAUUUUGGAUGGUGUGAAGCAAAGGAUGACAUCAACUCCUUUAUAAGGAAAAGAACACAAGAGGGAUACGAAUUCUAGAGAAAUAUUGAUCGAGGUUGCAACUGCGCGCACUUUGGAUUUGCAAUCAUAUUGUUUUGUGGUAUAUACUUUUAAAACCAUUUAUCAGCAUCU
Cynara cardunculus var. scolymus (artichoke) is the source of this 5207-nucleotide messenger RNA. RefSeq lists its product as uncharacterized. Lineage: Eukaryota; Viridiplantae; Streptophyta; Magnoliopsida; Asterales; Asteraceae. The record is from RefSeq and is a predicted model, not a curated record. The transcript has 6 exons. Gene Ontology annotation, molecular function: ADP binding. Bases 9 to 5114 code for a protein of 1701 amino acids.